CAUACCCUUUAAUAAUUUACCUGAACACACCUGAAUUUCCACCCACUGAAAGUUGUUACACAAUAACAAUAGAAGUAGGAAAACGAUGUAAGAGACAUUCCAUAAAAUUCCCAAAUUCAUUGUUUGAUAAGCGUUGAGGUUAGGUGAAGAAGAGCUGUUUACCAUCWAAGCAAUAGAGCUGGKACACAAAGAAAGAAACAGACAAUGUGAUGUGACUUCAGUCAAAGUAAAAACACUCAAUCAAGCAUAGACACACUGACAGAUUCACCAAGACAAACGGACGAAGUCUGGAGACAUUGAACACCUAAAAAAAAAACUAUGUCUGAGAUCCUGCCGUCAAACCUGGAGCUGCUAGAAGACAGCCCCUCCAAAACCAGACGGGUGACUGCUGAACSCCAACCCCCAACAUGGGGGGAAGAGGAGAAGGUGAUUAAAGAAUUGGGGGAAGAUUUGGAAAAGAGGAGGGAAGGAGUGGUGGAGGAAGACGAAAUGGUUAGUUCGGCUAAAUUGGAGCCUACCACUCUGCGAUGGCCGGGUGACAGGGAUGUAGAGACAACUACAAAGAACAGAAGUGCAUUGACUGCGAAAGAAGAUAAGGGAAGGGGAAAGAGGGAUGACCCUGAGGGAGAGAGGAGGAGGGUGUACUCCAUGUGCACCUCUCUUCACGAAGGAGAAAGCCAGAUGGAGAGUGAGAGAGGGCUGGAUUUGGGAGCAGAGAGAAUGAGAAUGGAGGAAGAAUGGAUGGGGAGAGAGGUGCAGCACCCAGGGCUGUGUAAGAGAGGGGAGAARGUGCAGGUAGAGAUAGAGGUGGAAGAUGGUAUGAACUCUUUGCCUGAGAAGGCAGCGCAGGUCUUCAACCCAUCCGUCACCAUCCUACACUCCUCUAGYGCUCCGACGUCUCCCAGAGAUAGGGAGGUAUUCUGGGAUGUGGACGCAGAGAAGAGCCUCCUCCUCAUUCCCCAGGGAACCCCGCCUGAUGGCUACUACCACGACUGGCCAGUGGAGCGGGGGUCCUCAAAAUUGUGGGGGGGCUAUGUCUUCCUGCCUUUUGAUGCCCCACUGCUGGACAGUGCCCCCCUCAGGCUGGUCUACACACUGCGCUGCUCUGUCUUCGCUGUGGUGCCCAUCAUACUGGGCUGGAUGGUGCUGGGURUCUCCAGGAUGCGGUUGGGGGAUGUGAAGCCGCUGCGUGAAUUGGAGGCCAGGGAAGUGGGUGUGCACCGGCGCUAUGUGGAUGACUCCGUCACCCUCUUUCUGCUCUACUUCCUGCAGCUAGCCGUAAUGGCGCCCUACCUGAGCCAGGACCUGCUCAAACUGGUGCCCCUGCUCACCAUCAUCUUUGCCUUCGGCAGGCUGAUGUACUGGGUGGCAGCUGCACUGGGCAGCAGUGUUCGGGGCUUUGGCUUCGGCCUGUCCUUCCUGCCCACCGUGGCCAUGCUGGGUGCCAAUCUCUACUUCAUCUUCACCAUGGACGCUGGGGGCACCAUCUUUGCCCAGGAUGUGGUGCACCAACAAGACCAACCCMCAGCCUCCCGCCAGAGGUUCUGGGGAUAGGAGGAUGGAGGAAAGGCUGAAGGAAUGGAAGGAUGGGGAAGAGAGACAGGAUCUGUUUUACCAACUGGUAGAAUUUAACUUUCAAAGGGUUACUAUGUAAACUGUAGUGGAUYGUGCUAGUGUGAUUUUAAACCACACUGAUGAUGUGUAGAAUAGACUGGGCAGUGGUAGUCAGUGAUAGAGCAUGUACAAACAGUUAUUGGUGAAAGUUUCUACGUUAUAAUUCAUCUUCUUGCAUGGCAUUAUACCGUCACUUUGGUGAAACAGUAGAAUGCAUUCUGUAGAAGAUMUGCUAAUCGACAGAAUGUCCGUUAAGUACCAUGGAAUAAUGUUGAAAUCACAAUUGUCGGCUCAAUGCAGAGUUAAUGAAAAUAGUUUGUAGUUCCACACAGAAUUGUGCCACUUSGGGAAGUGUCUACAAUAACCAAACCAUUGCCUUCCUCAGAAAUAUCUAGCUAGGCCUGCUGCAGACAAAUCAUUUGCUGAACUGUACUGUUUGGUUUGACAAUUAUCUGUACUUGAGGCAUCCUGUAAUCGAUUGUUUUGCAUUUGGUUAUGAAUCUGGUAUUACAGGCUAAUUACAUUAAUUGCAUUGACAUUUGGGACCUAAUAUCAGGUUUAUAGAGAAAAAACUAAGACGUCCUCUAGACCUUCUAGUCAAUCAAUUUCCUAUUGAAAAUGUUCAAUACAACCAAACACAAAAUCAUGUUCUGUGAUAAGGUCAUCGACUACUGAGUGGACAUUUUGUCUCAUAAUUCCAUUACUGUAUUGCCUUUUAAAAGGACGUCCACACAUUAGCAAUGCCAUGUCAUUAUAAGAGCUAACAAAUAAUUUUAAGAUAAUUGAUUUGGUACAAAAAUUUUGACAUUGAGACCCAUUUCAUUAUUGGAGAAUGUGGAUUGCAUGGCUUUUUGUGCACCCAAAAAAUGGCAACCUUGUUAUAGAAAUCAAACCUGUCCAACAAGUACCUACCUGCACAGGUGGCCCAACCUCCAUGCCUUCAUCUCUGAAAGCUAAUCCUUUCACAAUACAGCACAGCUCUGUAAGAGUGAUUGUGAAUGGAGUUGUUACUGUAUU
Salvelinus sp. IW2-2015 is the source of this 2631-nucleotide messenger RNA. RefSeq names its product transmembrane protein 79. NCBI's taxonomy places the organism in Eukaryota, Metazoa, Chordata, Actinopteri, Salmoniformes, Salmonidae. Gene Ontology annotation, cellular component: trans-Golgi network membrane; lysosomal membrane. The record is from RefSeq and is a predicted model, not a curated record. Gene Ontology annotation, biological process: regulated exocytosis.